Messenger RNA from Xyrichtys novacula (pearly razorfish), 25438 nucleotides. NCBI's taxonomy places the organism in Eukaryota, Metazoa, Chordata, Actinopteri, Labriformes, Labridae. The record is from the annotation of a GenBank genome assembly.
AGUUGAGUCCCGCCCCUCCAGUCUGUGCCAUCUUGUAUUUAGCAAGAACAAAAACGGUGCAAGAAACAAGUCCGACCUCAGGAUGGGGCGCGGAUACUAAGCUAAAUUUUAAGAGUGUUCUUUGAUUAUCUUUUUGUUGCGGGGCAUUAUGUUUGAAAGUGGGGCACCGCGACGAAACAUCAGCCGCACCCCGCAGGAUAGUUAACGUUAACGUUAGUUUGGAAGCUAUCAAAGCUAAGCUUGCCAAUAGCUAGCCGAGGCUAGUAACCCAGAAACGACUGAGAGGCAACUGGAGAGCUCCAAGUUCCGCCAACCCGGCAGUCAUUCACACAAAGUGUAGAUUCAUUUCGCUGCUGCACUUGAACCAGGAGGGACUGAGGUAACAAUGAGUGUAAUGUCGUGCUGAUCAACUGCUGAGAAGAGAUCCGGGAUAUGAGGAUAGAGGCUCACUAGCUUUGCUGCUAACUGUUGUUUUUCGGUCCCGAGUGGAUCCACAAGAAGCCGCGGUGAGUGGUGCUACAUCUUGGUAUCUGAGAAGCUAGCCCUAUUGGUUAGCUUUUCUUGAGCUUUUCUAACUUGAGUAAGCCCGGGAGUCUUCGAUGUUUUUCCACAGAAUUUUAGUAAAAUGAGAAUAAUUUAGCUUCGCUCAAGUGAACCUCGAUAUAAGUUUGUCUGAAUGGGACUGUAUAUCCCAGUUUAUUCACUGUGCCGGGUUUGAAACGUUUGAACUAAUACAGGACUGUAGCUGAAAUAUUCAAUACCCAGAUUAGCAGGAAUCCGUGACUGAACCAUGAUGUUUCUACAGACUAGUCCUGUGGUUGUUGUCGGCCAGUAUACGAGGUCGUGUCAGCUCAGCGAAAUUUUUUUAAGAUUAUCAUUGGUGACCACUGUCAUCUACAGCUGCUUUUGUCUGCGUUAACUUUUGUCUAUCCCUGGAAACAUCAGUAAAUCAAUAAUCAACCGUCAUAUGUCGUGUAGUUGUAGGUAAUACCGUCUUGUCAGCCCCGUAAGUGAUCAAAUCCCGGAUUGAACCAAAAAUGUGUCAAUCUGAGCAUUUGCUCAUCUUGCAGGCCCAAACUUUAUUAUAUGAUAAGCUACUGGUUUUAUUGAAAGUUUCAGUGGAGGUUUUUGGUGUUGCGAUUUUCAGACACAACUUGCUUCACGGAUCCCAAGGUUUCCGUUUUGAUGGAGAGGUUGAUGUAAUGCUUAUGUAAACUAAAUCAACGCCUCGCACAUUGAGUACCGUUGCUUCCUCUUAUCAACUGGAGAUCUAAUCUUACACAGAAAUGUGGUCUGUGGUAGGAUUUAUGUUAUUUAUCAGAUUACUGAAAUGCGUUAUCCCCUUACCUCGUUUGCUCUCAUUUGGUUGAGUUACUCUCAGCUGAGUUAGAAUAGUCACAAGUGAUGAAACUUUGGUAUACAUCCUUAUUGAAGUAUGAAUAAAACUUUAUCAUUUGUAUUUAGCCUUUAAACAUUUUGUCACCUCUUCGUCUGUUUUCCGUCACUUGUAUUGUUUGUAAACACAAAACAUUGACUUUAUGGAGGCAUUAUUUAAGCUGGUGCUUAUAAAUGCUGUUAGGUUCCCUGGAUGAAUAUGCAAAAACUUCACAUUCACAACAGGGAGCUUCUGUUAUGCAAAACUGUUCCCAAGUCAGGGCUGAGUUCAGCCAUGUGAUCUUGCUCUUUUUGCACCAAUGAAUGCACCAAAUACCAAGUCACUCAUUUUAUUUUUUGAAAAAAACUGAAUGACACAGCACUGUCUGUCUUCAGUGCCUUAUUUUAACUUAAAUGUGACUGAAAUGACAAUGAGUUUGUUUUUCCACAUGGGAUUUAUGGAAACUGUCUUCAUUGCUGUGUGCUUUAACUUGCAUGAAAUUAUGUUCCCCAGAAAAUGAGUGACUGAUAAAAGUGUCAUCUGAAUGUUUUUGUGUUGUUUUUCCCCUUGAAACAUGAACAUGAGUAAACAAAAUAUGGUGCACAGCAGUUGCACACAAUGAUGCACAAACUUGGGUUUAUGUACAUUUCUGCCUUGUUCUGCCCAAUUCCGUUGAAGUUGGGAAAUUGUGAUAAACGUAAAUAAAAACACAAUACAAAGAUUUGCAAAUCCUUUACUCAGAAUUUCAAUCAAUCCAUUAGGCGGCACUGUAUCAAAAACCAACAUCAAUGUGUAAAGGAUAUUGCCACAUGGGCUCAGGAACACUUCAGAAAUCCAUUGUCAGUAAAUACAGUGUGUCUCUACAUCUGUAAGUGCAAGUUAAAACUCUACUAUGCAAAGUGAAAGCCAUUUAUCAGCUCAUCUAAGAUGGACUGAUGCAAAGUGGAAAAGUGUUCUGUGGUCUGACGAGUCCACAUUUCAAGUAGUUUUUGGAAAUAGUGGACGUCGUGUCCUCCGGGCCAAAGAGGAAAAGAACCAUCCGGACUGUUAUCCAUGCAAAGUUCAAAAGCCAGCAUCUGUGAUGGUAUGGGGGUGCAUUAGUGGCCAAGGCAUGGGUAACUUGCACAUCUGUGAAGGCAACAUUAAUGCUGAAAGGUACAGUUUUGGAGCAACAUAUGCUGCCAUCCAAGCAACGUCUUUUUCAUGGAUGCCCCUGCUUAUUUCAGCAAGACAAUGCCAAGCCACAUCCUGCACGUGUUACAACAGUGUGGCUUUGUAGUAAAAGAGUGCGGGUUCUCGACUGACCUGCCUGCAGUCCAGAGCUGUCUCCCAUUGAAAACGUGUGGCGCAUUAUGAAGCGUAAAAAUACAACAACAGAGACCCUGGACUGUUGAACAACUGAAGCUGUACAUCAAGCAAGAAUGGGAAAGAAGUCCACCUUCAAAGCUUCAACAAUUAGUCUCCUCAGUUCCCAAACGUUUACUGAGUGUUGUUAAAAGGAAAGGUGAUGUAACACAGUGGUAAACAUGCCCCUGUCCCAACUACUUUAGCACGUGUUGCAGCAAUUAAAUCCGGAGUUAAUUUUAUUUGCAAAAAAAAAAAAAGUUUGAGUUUAAACAUUAAAUAUCUUGUCUUUGUAGUGUAUUCAACUGAAUAUAAGUUGAAAAGGAUUUGCAAAUCAUUGCAUUCCAUUUUUAUUUAGGUUUAUCACAAUUUCCCAACUUCAAUGGAAUUGGGUUUUGUAGAUACCAGAAUGUCUGUAGAUUGUUAAAUCUAACCAAAGCUGAGCGAAAAGACAAAACCAAAAACAUGAUUAUCAAUCGAAUGAGAUAUUUUUAGAUGCAAUAAUGAAGACACUGGAGGGUGUCCAGUUUGAGAAGUACUAUGUUUAUUACAGAGGCAAACAGGAUAGACAUUGUAAUUUCACCUCGGAAAACAAACAAAAAAAGGAUAUAGUAGUCCUAUAUUAAAUAUCAAUGUCUCUCUGAAGCUCUUUGUAGUGUGUUAGCUGAUACUGCAGACUGAUGGGGUAUUGUUGCAUAUUUUUAUACUUGUUUUUGCUUUGUUGUAGGCUGAUAGAUUUAUCCACAUCCAUUUCUGGACUUUAUUAACCACAGUUAUUUGCAAAAUUCUAAUGCUCAGCAUUAGCUCCAACUAUUGUCAAUGCAUGCUAUAUUUUAGUGUGAACAUGUUGAAUCUAACGGAGUAGUAGAAACCCAAAUGAAAUGUCAUGACAAAGCUCUGUAGCUUGAUUGGGAUCACAGUUAUGCUGAAGUUAAUGAGGGUGUCCCAUUUCCUCCCUUUUCUAUUUAGGAAAGCUUGUUGUUCCUUCUGUAAAUCAACACAUAAGUGUCUACCACAAUUCAGGGAUUGGUUGUUUUUACUUGUGACUGUAGACAGUAGCUGCCUGCAGGCGUCAACAGCCGCUUUCGCCCUAAACACCAUCACAUAAUACGAGAUUGGAAAUUGGUUCACUGCAUUCUGAAGAAACUCUGUGUCAGGGUGGGAGGCUGGGAAUCUGUCUUCUUGUCUAGCACAGAUUUACAAGCAUGUUUACACACAGCAGCCUGUAUGGAACAGGGACCCCGAGGCCCAUUUUUGAGCAUUCAUGGAACCACGGAAGCCUUAUUAUGUUGCUGGCUUUCCUUGGGUCUCCAGCUGACAUUCAAGGAUGAGCAGCUACGUUAACCUUAUUAUAAAGUGAUGUUGCAUUUGUCAACAGCACCGCCUCAGAGUGUAGGCUUAGAUCACAUUCAAGGGGCUGAUCACAUGAUCAGAUGCUUUUCUUUGGUUUGUUUUCGCCCAUCUUUGAUAUGGGUUGAAUAAUAAAUAUUUAACAUAUUACUCUUUACAUUAUUCCUAACCUUAUGCCAUCUGUUUCUAUUAUUGGUGGUUUUGUUAGUUUGAAGUAGGGCUGCAGCUAUCGAUUAUUUUAGUAAUCGAGUACUCUAUCGAUUAAUCUGUCGAUUAAUCGAGUAAUCGGAUAAGAAAUGUUUUGCUCUCACUGUAAUACUUUGCAUUGAAUCACGUUUGCCUCAGAGCGGACUUAAUGCAUGGACCGGGUGUUUUCUUUUAAGGUGCUGCAGCAUUGACGACGUGCUGUUGUGAAACGCCAACUCCGCCUUACAGUAAACGCACUGCACGGCGUUUUCUUUCCUUUUCAGUGUGUAAUGGUCCCACACUUUAGACACUUUCUGCUGUUUCCUCUGCGUGUCAUCUCUUUCUUCCUCUCUCUGUCUGUCCUCGUUUCCCUCCAUGAUUGAACCAAACGCGCCAUAGACAUAAUAAAAGAUAGACCCCGCAUCGGCCGCUACCACGAAUGGGCGCUGUCGAGAAAUGCGGCCGCCAUCUUGGUCCGGUCAUCCGCCUCACUCUGCACCGCUGUUUAACCGGCGGAAUGAAGUCUGAGCGCAUUAAUGAAUCAUAGUUCGCUCAAUACUACGUUAUUUUCUUCCCUGCAAACGCCAUUCAAAGAGGCAUGAUAGAGGCCAUAUUUUUUUUUGGCGUUUUCAAAUACUCAGAAUGAAUAAAAUGAUAUUUUAGAACAUGGCAGCAGUGGCUGUAUUAUAGUAUAACAAUUAAUCAAGGAUAUAUUUAGGUUUAGAGCUAGGUUCCUGCUAUGUCUCAAUAAUUAUUAAUAACUGGCGGUAUUAAUAGGCCAAUUCAAUAUAUAUUGAUUUGAUUAUAAUUUUUUAUAUAGUUUAAUUUUAUUUAUCCAUUUGUAGACACACACAAAUAAUGUCAUAUAGAAGCACUAUUUUAAUAACUGGAAAAUACACACAAAUAUAUAGCCUACAUAUCAAAAAGAUUUAAACACAAGAACAGCAUGACAGGACAGCAUCGAAACUACAUAUCAAUUUGCUUGUUGGCUACACAGCACAGAGGAAUCACUUGCUGCGAAUUUCUCCCUCUAACAGCAAUCUCCCACUUCAUCCUCAAGUUUUUGUCCUUAGGAAAUCUUCAAAAUGAAACAGGAGAUCACCACAAAGAAAUCUUUAAUAAAACAGAUAAUAAAACAGAGCUCACUUUCUUCCUUUUUCUUUCUAUUUUAUUUCUUAACGUUUCUUAGAAGCUCUCUCAAACAAAAGUUUUUCAAUCUAAUGCAAAUCUGUUGAUAAUCGACCAAAGUUGCUAUUAUUGUGAAUAAGCUAGCUGUUCGCAAAUGCUGUUUCCUUUUUGGAGUUGACCGAUAGUCUUCCUCUUUGGCCUACAAAUGACUCUACAGUCAAGUGUAAUGUUUAAAAAACGUUUAAUCAUAACUGUGAAAAGUUAUUUCUUGAGCCCUGUUCUCUGCUGUCCGCCUGUUGGCACAGGAAUACGCCGCACAGUGCUUCGGCAUCGCUGAAUGAAUGAAUAUGAUUGACCGGAGCGUAUGGGAAGCUUGACCUGACCAAGAUGGCGGCCGCAUUUCUCGCUGCGCAGCACCCCCAGCGGGGUCUACCCUUUUAUUAUGUCUAUGGCGCAGCACCCCCAGCGGGGUCUACCCUUUUAUUAUGUCUAUGAAACGCGCGGCAGCGGAAGGAGCGGAAAGAGCACGCUGCUGCGCAACAGAAAUAACCGUCCGUGUCAAACACCGUGCGCUGCACAUGGUUCCGGAUUUAAACGAUUCCUCGAGGCAUAUAAUUUGCCUCAAGGAAUUUUAUUAAUCGAGUUACUCGAGUAAUCGUUUCAGCCCUAGUUUGAAGUAUGAUAAAAUGUUUUUCAAUCUUUUACUUAACGCCCCCUUGCAUAUAUUUAUUACAGGGGAUGAUCAUAGGGUUAAACAAGCUAAAAAAGCACACUCUGGGUCGCAGCUUAAACUCGGGACAGAUGCAAAUUUACAACAGCUGCAUGUUUUUGUUAUCCUCGAGAAAGUCUGCAACUCUCAGAUGAAUACAGAUGGUGCAUUCAGGAGCGUCCAAAUUUUCUAUACUACUGAAAAUAACUGGGGUUACAAUGGCUUACAUGUGAAGGAUUUGUGUGUGGUGGAGACAAAACAGCCCCCCAAAGUGGGGGACCCCCCCCCCCCCCCAACAGGAACAUUUUCCACUCAGUGUGUUGGUCUUCUAGAGGUCAGAAAACAAGUUAUUUUGUUCUCCAUAGUCUCACAGCACCCUUCAUGGUUGAGACAUGGAAGGAAAAAAGCUUUCGUCUCUCCCCCACAUCAGAUCCCAGUCUGUGUCUUUUCAUGUUUGGAGCUCAUCCUGUCCGGCUGAACAUCAUAGUUUGGUCAUGUCAGUAUAAUGUGCUUGUUUCAUAACCUGUUAGAUGGUGACUGUCCUACAUAGAUCAGCUGUGGGUGAUAAAGACUGCUCUCCUUCAGAACAGAGGAGCAGAGCCCAGGAUAACUUAUUUCUGUUUGGCCCAGAAUCAGCCAUUCAUGACAUUCCUGUGAUAAUAUGAGCUUCUAAGAAACAAAUCAUAGAUUUUGAGUACCUGGGAAUCUGAUUUUGGAAAUCUGUAAAUAGGUCAUUUAACUGGAGUACAAGAUAAUAUUUUCCAGGGUGUUUCACACAUUAUUCAGAUGGUUUUCUGUCCAACCGCAGUGGAAAACUGAUGCUAAAAAUCCUUCCAAAUAAAAUGCACACAUGGUCUACCAUCGAACAUUAAACCUAGUGGUUGUUUUUUUUGUGUGCAACUCUUAACACAGCAGCUGCUUUCCCUUCAGGAUCUAGUGCCAGGGUAUUCAACACAUCAGUCCAAAUGAACAUGUCAGCUGCUGUAAAAUAGGCAUUCCAGCAGUCUGAAACCUGAGACCUAGUACUUCAUAUUCAGUGGUUCAAAUGACUCAUUCGUGCAAAUUGAUUUGGAAUUGUUUCAGUAGAUUGCUUCAGUAAGAAGCUGUGAAAUGCACUCAGAGUAAAUCAAGGAAAGAGCCUUUUUAUGACACAGAUGGAACUGCCAAAAAUGCAACUCUAAGCAGCACUACAUGACCAAAGGCCCGGACGGUGUAAUAUUUUGACCCUCAACCUUCUUCCUCUUCUUCACAUUUUUCCAGUACUAACCUGAGCUCUCAUCUGUCUUUUAGGCCCUGGCCAUGCCCUCGAGUGCACGGGCGGGCAAUCUGAAGGACCCGGAGGUGGCAGAUCUCUUCUGCAAAGAUGAUCCAGAGAAGCUUUUCGCAGACCUCCGAGAGAUUGGUCAUGGCAGCUUUGGGGCUGUUUACUUUGUGAGUAGGACAAAUAAUCCUUUUCACUGUUUUGAUUGUUCCUGUGUGUCUUUAACUUCAGCUCAGCCUCACUUCAUGAUAAUCAACAUUAAGCUUGGCCCCUGAUAGACUAGCUCAACAUUUGUAACAUUAUUUGUGUGAUGCAUCAAAAGCUUAAUUCCAGCCCAUACCCCCAUCCCACUUACUGGAAACCUUGAAUUCCUUUUUGAAAUUUGCUGUUAUUAGAGCUUGGUGAUUAAUUGGAUUUUAGUUUCAAUUACAAUUUUGGCUCCCAAUAAAAAAAAAAAUGUGAUCAUCAAGACUGUAUGAUAUUUUUCUGCCUGCUGUGUCGCCCUCUCAAGGUCCGAUACAGUAUGUAUGAAGCACAACCUCCCCCUCUUCAGAUAUCCUUGAACCUCUUAGACAGCAAAGCUUGGUCACAGACUUUCCCUUUAAACGGCUCUCACUUUUACUCCAUCAUUAGCAGUUCAGAUCAACAAAGAACUAAAUAUGGGAGCACAAGGAAGUUGUGGCUACUGCCAAGAUUAUUGGUGGACUGCUGUAUCUUGACCUUUAACUUGCAACAGAAGGACAAACUAUCAAGCAGCCACAGCCGGGAAGCAGAAAGGAGGGAGAGGGGGAGAGAGGAAGGCAGAGCUUUGCCUUGUGUGUCUGAAAAGCCAAGGGACAGAAUGAGCCCAACAGGGGCUAUACAGGUCAUAACUUUGUACACCUGCCAACAAGCUAAAAACUGCAGUGCUGAAAAGUGAGAGGCAUUGUUCUGAAUCGCAAUGAAAGUCUGCAGCCUGUGAUGAAAUGUAUAGUGAUAAAAGAGCUUAAGUCUCUCAAUUUUUAUGACAGUGAAAAUAUACUAAACUACUGAGGGAAAUCUAGCAUUUAAUAGUGCUGUUCAGCAAAAUAAAGUCAAACCCCUAAAGUUGAGCGUUGAUACAUUGUCCCUCAGAAGUUGACCUAUGGCUCGAGUAAGGCAGAGAGACAGACAUGCUUUAGUAAACAAAAAAUGUAGGUUUAGUAGUUAAACAUUUAUUGCAUUUAUCAAAGAGAAGAUAAGAACUUAAUCACUUAUUUGUAGGUAGCUUUCUGUUAUUUUGUAAAGGCAACAAGAUGUGAUGUUACUGCUGCUGGAAUCAAACAGUCUGGCCUUCAACCAAAAUUUCAAGCAUUUCUCUUAAAAAAAACUCUGAAUCAAGGAGGUCAGGGUGUUAUUUUGUGUGGGUUCCCUAAAAGACAGAAAUACCAAUAUUCAAUAAGGUAACAGUGAAUCUAAUAAUUGUCCCCCAGCCUCAUUACACAAACAGCGGGAACACAACUGCACUGAGCCGCUUCAUUGUACCUGUAAAUUAUUCCUUAGACUGCAUGGCAGACUAACACCUCUGCUGUCUUCUACUGUGGGUUUGAGUUUCAGAGGAUCUUUGAAAGACCAUCAGAGAGGUGCUAUAAAAAUAGAGAUCUGCAUGUAUUUGCAUCUAUUAAAUUAGAGUGCUGCAGCUUACAAGGAGAGUCAUGAUCCAAAACAAUUUUUAAUCAGUACAUUUUAAAGUCAGUACUACAGCUCUAAAGAUAUAUUAUUUAUAUUUUCAUGGGGACAUUGCCUGAAACUAUCUGAACCUGCUUACCAGCCUACAUUUCAUAUCAAGCAGCGAUGGCAAGUCUGUAGAAUCAUUGGAAUUCAUGAUACACAGCUUUUGUAUGUGAGAAAUGCCCCGCUGUAUACUAGAUAAGCCAGAAUUGAAUAGGUAUAUGAUGAAUUUAUAUUCACGUGCGUGUGUGUGUGUGUUGGGGGGGGGGGGGUUGUUACCCGUUACCCCCACUCUCUUGCCGCUACGUUACACACACUACUCGCAAUACAGACCGUGUAUAAGCUUAAACGUUACCCUUCACGUAAGUGGUAGAGGAUCCGACAGGAUUUGCUGCGCUCGCUGAUGACUCAAAACAAGUUGAAAAUAACGUAGUGUGUUGUUGUGCUCACACAGUGCGAGAAGAAAUCAUUAGUGCCGCAUUGAUAAUUAUGCUAGUAAUGCUACUCACUAUAUAGACCGUGUAUAAGCUUGAAUAUCACCUUUCAUGUUGAUAGAAGAGGGUCCGACAGGAUUUGAUGCGCUCUUUGAUGACUCAAAACAAGUGGGAAAUAACGUGUGUUGGUGUGCUCACACAGUGCGAGUAAAAUCAUUAGUGGCGUAAUGAUAUUAAUGAUCGUGUGAAAUUUCAGUAGUGACGCACGUAAUUUAGCAGCUGCUAAGUGAAUGUAGGAGAAACACUGGCUUGACAGACGAGCAAUUUUUCUGUGGCAACAUUUAAUUCAGCAAAAUAUUUAUUGAACGUUGAGUUAUUUUCACAUUUGCCAGGAUUACUGAACUGUUGAAAGAAAGUCACAAUGUGGCAUUGGCAUUAUAUAUCAUCCAACCUGCUCUCUCGUUACCACUGUUAACACUUGCUGUUGAGAAAUUGUAAAUUGGACGACCCUAGUUAUAUUAUGCUGAGGCCUUGUAUGCUGGUGAUGGCGUUCUGCCCAUCAUGUCAGUAGGCAAUAUAGUAGUGGUCACUGAUAUUGGUUUUUCAAUGGCGGGUGCUAAUAAUGAGAGAGCCAAUCACAGCCAAUGGUCGCGAUAUGUUGCCAUUGUUAUGAUUUUUUAUAUAUUUUUCUUUAAUGAAUUGUUCAAAUUGUGAUAUGCGGCACAGACUGUUUAAGGCUGUUUUAAGUAUUAUGUGGUUUCAGACAGAAUGCAUUAUUGUUAUGGUCCAUUUGAUAAACAUCUCUGUUAACCUGAAGGGUUAUAUCACAAGCUAUUUUAAGGUCAAUACAUCAACUAUGAUGUAAGGUGGGCCAUUUGAAUGAAGUAAAAUACAGACUUUGUCAGCUGAGCAUGUCAUGUACCAUAUUAUCUUUGUAUACAGGCAUAUUUUAAAUGCACAUAAGCUUCUCUAAAAAAUGUGUGAUGAUGUCAUUUGUUUCUAUGCAAACAAAAAAAUCUGUUCACAAACUGGUGACAUUUUCUUCUGCAGUGAUUUGGAUCUGUAAAAAUAUUUUGUGUUUUGUGAAAUAUAAAGUUGUUGGCAUGAACUCUUUUCCUGUUAUCAAUUACCAUGGGUUAUUAACAUGCAUGAGUGUGCAUGUAGCUGUGUCUGUAUUCCAGGGAUAUGAACCCUCUGAAAAAAAGUAGAACAUAAACAAAGCAGCAGUGUAGGCACUGUUGCAGCGCUCUGAGAGUUGAUCUUUAUUUUUGGAUGUGUUAUAUUAAGACAAUACAUUGUGUUGCAUCAUUGAGUUGUUUACAGUCGGGGCUGGAACUGACCUCAAGUUGGUGCAUCAUGACUUUGUCUUGUGCUCGAUAGCAGCAGUAUCACUUAGGAUUUAGGAUUAAGCUCUUAUGGAGGAUUAACCUGCUGGAAUAGAUUUGACAAUGUAUGAGCAUCUUUUCCAAAAAAAUAAGUAAUGCAGUGUGGUGGAUAGAUGGAUCAUUGUGUACAGUCUUUGUGCUCAGCUCACUCAGCAUACAAGGCUAAAGUUGUGGUGCCACCAAGUGGUCGGAAGUCUCCUCACUGUUACUGAUAAAAAAAAGGCAUUUCUUUUAUAUCCCCGACAGAGCUCAAAGAAUAUACUGCAAUAAAAAUGAUUCCUCUGGACAGAUGAUGUAUUGCUGUCAGUGUCCCCAGUCAUUUACAUGCACCUCUUUAACCGGGUCAAGCCAGCUUACUCCAGAACUCUCAGUCCUUAAACUUGAUGAAGAAAGCUUGUUUCUGUUAUCAGGGUCAGGGAUUAGAGAAACCUGAUUCUUCCUGAAGAACUGGACCACCACACGUGCGUCCAUAUUCUGUUCUAAUCCGCAUUUUACAUGUAACUGUGCAAGACAAGAAGUCAUGUCACAGAAGAGCUGCCUAGUGCCUACUGCAGUCAAAUCAAAUAUCCUCACAUGCAGAGACCAGAAUGUCCUUUCAUUCAAAAUAAGGACAGAAAGGCUGUCUAAAAACCACGUCUCCCAAAAAGGAGCUUUCAGACUCACUAAAAACUUGAGUACUCUUCUGAACUAUCCCCUUUGUCACUCUUGGUCUUGAUGGGCAAUUAAUUAAAUAAGAAAUCCACCCUUUGGAAGUAAAGCAGGGUCAAACAAUACCCCCUUAAAUCCAAAUUAGGGCAUUUAUCUAGAAUUCAAAGGUGGUGGGCUGAUGAUUCAGAUUUUUUGUCAAAUAAAAGUUAUGACAGUUUUAAAAAGUGGAUCUUGAAAGGUUUAACUGCACAUAAUUUGUCUGUCCAAAAGGGGUUAUUUCAGAGAUUUUAGGCUGUGCAACAAAAGAUAAGGAAAGGGUCAUUUUUAUGGAUACUUUUAAGUUAGGCAUCGUGUUAUUCCAAAAAUUUGAGUCAGGAUUUCUUGAACGGAUGGUACUUUGGCAUCCAGCAGUCUAAACAAGAGCACACAUAUUUUCUGAAGAAAAAAAUGUGAAAGAGAGAGAAAGGAAUUGAUUUCUGUGGAGAGUUUGCCGGCUGCUAUGGAUCUCAACAGGGUCAAACACACAGCUCACGCUCUGCUGGAAGAACAUGGUGAGAUUUUUGUUACAUCAGGGAAGUUGGAGACUGUGUGAAACUGAAGGAGUCAAUCACUUCCAUAGAUUCUGGGAUUUCCUUGUUAUUAGAAUAUGCUCGGAAGAGAUCCAGAAACAAAUACUUUGGUGGACAUAUUUCUAUUCAGUAUGUUAAUACUCGAUGCUCAUGCAAAGUAACCUCUUCUGGCUUUAACAACAGCUUGGCAUAUACCAGGCAUUGUUCCACAAGUUUUUUAAGGUAUGUUCCAGGGCAUUCCCAGCUUUCUUAAGUUCAUUAAAAAGAGACUGCUGAUUCGUGGGACGCGUUUUUCUGACCAAUCGGUCUAAUUCAUCCCAACACAAGCUCAAUUGGAGAAAGGUCUGGAGACUGAGGGGGCCAAACCAUCUUUUGAAGAACACCUCUUGUUUUUUGACUAGGUAACCCUGACAGAGCUUGGCAGAGUGCUUAGGGUCAUUGUCUUGCUGCAAAACAAACUUAUGAGCCACAAGUCUGAGUCCAGAUGGAACAGCAUGGUGCUGGAGGAUGGAUUGGUACUGUUCCUUCUUCAUGAUACCCUUUACUUCAAACAAAUCUCCUACUUCAUCACCUGCAAAACACCCCCAUACCAUGGAACUACCACCUCCAUGCUGAAUUGUGGGUGUAACACAUGGGGCUCUAUUUUCGUGUACGCCGGUGAGGCGACGGAGGGUGGCGGACCCCGCGCAGUGGUCUUUCCGUCUGGUGCAGCCCGGUGUACAGCCAGUCUGGUAUUUUCGUGGACUGAGGUGCACGGAGGCGAACCGAGAUCUGCCAAGCUGGGCGUGGUGGCGUGGCAGGGGGAGGUGUCGACAGAAUCAGCGGGCGCAGUGACGUUUUCGUGCUCGCCACCGGCGUGUGAAGUGCGCUGAAAGCUCGCCGAUUCAAACCUGGUCAGCUUUCAGCGGAGGCGGAGCGCAGCUGGUCUAGUAGUAUUUUGGUAGACCAGCGGCGUAUUGGCAUACGUCACUGAUACCUCACCGGCAGGUUUCCACAGUGUCAGGAACAUUUCAGUGCAAUAAAUAAUCAUCAACAACUAAUAAUUUGAGUCAGCACAUACAUUUAAAUCUAUAUCGAUAUACUCUGAUCUAUAUCUGAUCUGAUGAGCGCGUUUGGCACGCGUUUGGACACACAACCUGACCGAAUCAACACAGCUGAAACCGCAUUAAAUUGAAUUAAAUGUCUAGUAAAUAGACACACAUGAUGAAGUUAACUAGAUAUGUAAUUCGUCUCCCUCCUUUUCUUUCUUCCUCUUCCUCUUAUUUCUCGCACAGCUCGACCUGGACACGUCUCCGUGCCCUUUCUCCAUCCUGCUGCUGCGGCGGCUGAACAGAUGAUUUGUUUCAGUGCUCAGAUGCGUUAUCUACUUUAAGCCGACAUACGGAUAUUAUAAUAUUCAGUUUUGUGAGGCAAAUUUAUUUUAUAUGCCAACAUCUAUGAAAGAAAGAGCCAGGCCACGGAGCGUGAUGCGUCAUUUAUGCACAGAUGGUUCCAAUUUUAAUGCCAUUUUUGGAGUUUAUGUUGUGAUCUGUGCGCACAACCCACCUUUGUCGUGAGGUUUGAAUAUAUGCAACUUUAUGUGAGUGUCUUUAUUUGUGGAAAAAGGUAUUUGUCUUACCAGUGGGUAAGACAAACACCUUCACAGAGAGUGUGGAGAACGCCCACUGCAGCGCUUACAGUGACACUUGUUGAGGAGCUGCCUUCUGUCGCCAUCUUGUGGCAUUACUGUUUUCAGACAUCUCUUAAACUCUUUGACUACUUCACGAAAAUAGUAAUACGCCUUGCCGGUGGCGGAUUUAAAGGCAAGGAGAGGAGCUGAUGUGAUUGGUGAAAACAGGUCUCGGCUGUGUUAAACCCACUCCACGCCCUCUCUCCUUCCUUGCUACGACUUACGCCGCUGGGAGGAGCUGAGUUAGGGAGGGGGGAUACUUACGCCGGGCUGCGCUGCUCACCAAAAUACCAAAUUGUGCUUGGGAACGCCUUGUCGGCGCGGCGGACCUGACUUACGCCGUGCCUGCGGCACAUCUCCGGCGAGGCAUGAAAAUAGAGCCCAUGGUGCUUUCAGACGUUCACCAGUUUGUCUGCGGACAUAGACUCUGUGUUUUGAACCAAACAGUGCAAACUUGUUUCUAGCCAUCAUAAGUCCAAUUUUUGUGAGCUUUUGCCCCCUCACAUCUCUUUUUCUUGUUCUGUGGACAAAGUAGUGUUUUUUUGCAGAUACACAACCCUUCAGACUAGCCUUUCAAACGUCAUUUCAUGGUUGUCAGAGAUAUGGGUUUCGACCUUGUCAUGUUGAUUUCCUCCCUUAUUUUUGGUGCUGUCUUUUGCCGAUCUCUCUUACUGGUGACAAUGCUAUGUUUAUCCUCUGCUUUUGUAGUAACUCUCUUUCGUCCAGGUCUUUUUCUAUCAUCAUAACUUCCAGGUUCCUCUAGUCUCUUCAGAGUGUAGUGGACGCCUUUGUUAAACACCUUUAGAUGUUUUGCCAUCUCUCUUUCUGUGUAUCCUUCUUUCCUCAAUAUACAAAUCUGUACUUUUGUUUCUUUACUCAGUUGCUUCUUUCUUUCUAGCCAUUUUUGCGGUAGUUUGAACGCAGUUGAGAUUUAUUAGGAUUUUUGUAUGCAGACUCUCAAAAGCCAAAAAGUUAAAGUGAAUAAUCCAACUGUGAUUUGUUUUUUUUUGCUUUUGCACUGAAGUUGUGACUCUUGCAAAUGUUUUCAACCCUAAAACUAAGCCCUUGUUAUCUUUUGCUGACAUAUACUUAGCAAUGGUCUGUUAACAUCAAUGUAUAUCUAAAGGUAAAUGGAGUAAAAUGGUGCAUUUCCAUGAAAGCAACAUCUGAUCAUGGAGUAAAUACAUCCCAAAAUACAUAAAACUCAUGCUGGAUUUUAAAAAAAGCAUUGUGAACAAAAACUUGAAGUUACUCCCAACUGUUCGGCCUGUAAUUGCCUUGCUUCCAAACUUUUGGCUUAUACAUAUAUAACCUUUCAGAUGUCCUUUCAGUGAAUUCUGUUUAAAUUCCUCUUCUUCUUUCCCUUCUAAUGCGGUCAUUGUUUUUGUAUCUCUGUGACUUUGGAAGUACCUCGUCAAGUAAGCUCCCUUGCUCUAUUUUUUAUGUUAAAACAACUGAGUGAAUAAAAUUUAAAAAAAUUAAAGAAAAGCUACAUGACAUGCAGACUUUUGACCCUGCCUUUACUAAUCUUUAAAGGAUGGAUAAAUUGUUUGUAGAGCAGAAGGUCAAUUCUGAUAUGGUGAUAUUAUAAUAUUACAUGCUACGGUAGUGGAAACAUCUUCCUCUUUUGAACUGCCUUCUCAUUUUACACAAUUUUGACUAUCCAAGAAGCUGGAAAAAUGUUCACCCUCUUGUCCAACUUGUGUCUGUGUAACUUGAUUUUCUUGAGUGUUUAUCAUACAAAUAACUGCAGUUGUGUUCUCCCUUUACAGGCCCGGGAUGUGCGCAACAAUGAGGUGGUGGCCAUUAAGAAAAUGUCCUACAGCGGCAAGCAGACAAACGAGGUGACCACCAUCUCUUCCAUCUCAAUUCAAGUGUAUAAAUCCUGCUCUCCUUGUUUUUACUCGACCUCUAUUUUUCUAUAUGAAAAGCAAACUCUGGUGACAUUAAUGCUGUGGGCAUCACUAGUGCAUCGCAACAGCAUUGAAACAGAUCAUGGACACUGCUCCAGUCUGUAAAUAUAUCCAUUCCUCACAUGAUACAGAUGUUACACUCUUAAUACAAUUGAAUAGAAUAAUUUAAGGUUCAAGGUUUCAUUAUAGGUACCCAUGAAGGUUCAUUGGUUGUGCAGUCUUAAGAUUGUGCAUUACAAAAACAAAAUAAAAUAAAAAAUAAAUAAAACAGCACAUUCAGCACAACAAAUACAAAAUUAAAAGGACAUCCAGACAAAAUGAAUCAAAUAUUGGUUUAAAUUCAGUCAUGACUAAGUGCUUACACAGACACCCACUCCAAGAGAUAAAAUUGUUCAAGUGCAAAACUUUGUGUGAGCAUUGUUCAGUGUUCCUGAAGCUGUAGGUACAAAAGUGUUCUGUAACUUGUCGUUCGGAGGCAAAGGCAGUACUAUGAGCUGCAGUGUCGCCAGUACAAGAGAAAGAUGUUACUGGCUCAUCGUUCUCUCAACGAGAAAAACACACCAACAGCUAGAGCAUCAAAACUGUCUGCUUCAAAUCCAUGCAAGGGUUUGUUCUGCUGUGGAGUGUACCAACCCAAGGUGUCUUUCACAUCCUAUCAGGAACAGGUUUUGGUGAGCAGAAAGGGUUUCAUGUCAGCCCUCUGAUGAUGCCAGCCAGGUUGCUACUGUGCCUUCUUUGGCUGCACCAGCACACUAUGUCAGAGCCCAUGGAGGCAGUCUUGUGACUUCAGUCUUCCAAUAGGCAGAACUGAAGUGGUGUCAUCCAUUCUAUGUACAGUAAAUGCUCCGGAAUCACCUAUCAGCUAGCUGGCCCACUGGACAAAUUGAUUAAGAGCGAAAUCAAGAGGUCACCAUAUCGUGAAACAAGAAGAUGGGAUCGAGUCAAUGUUUUAACAUGUGCUCAUUGUCUAACAUAUUACAAAUUAUGUGCAUUUAUCUCUCAAUCUUCCUUAAAAUGUGUGUGUGUUUUUUUUUUUAUUUACACAAAACCUGUUUAAGAAUAUGUAGAAAAAAGAAGACAUGAGACCAGAAAUCUGUUUCAAUUGGUGUUUUGUCUUUCUAUGUAGAAAUGGCAGGACAUCAUCAAAGAAGUGAAAUUCCUGCAGAAACUUCGCCACCCCAACACUAUCGAGUACCUGGGCUGUUACCUGAAGGAGCACACAGCAUGGGUACAAAAUGCAUCAGUACAUAGUGACAGACAUGAAGACUGGUCUUUACUUUUGACUUGACACCACAGAACAAGGUGUCACUAGUUGUAAAUCAUGUUCAGACGUAUCCAUCUGGACUAAAGAGCUUUUUUUGCUGUAAUACAUAUGUGUCAAACUCAAGGCCCGCGGGCCACAUCCGGCCCGGCAUGCAAUUAUGUCCGGCCCGCGAGAUCAUUUUAUAUUAUUGUUACGAAUGGCCCGACGAUAUGAAGCGCUGGUAACACAAUAAACUACAGAUCCCAUAACGCAGCGCUUUAGCUGCCUAGCCGAGCGCUUUCCAAGUCAAUCAGCUCAAGUGCCUGUUGCUGCUAGUUAUUGUGAAGCUAGCCCCUCAUGAUGCCUAAGAGAAAAGUUGAUUCUGAAAACAGAGCCUUUCAAAAUCGAUGGGAGGCUGAGUAUAUGUUUACUGACAUUGCCGGUAAGCCCGUUUGUCUCAUUUGUGGCGCUAAUGUGGCUGUACUUAAAGAGUUUAAUCUAAGACGGCACUAUGAGACAAAACAUCAGGAUAACCUGAAAGACCUGAAUGCAGAGCAGAAGAUACAGAAAGUAGAAGAGUUAAAGAAGAAGCUUGUUUACUUAAAGCACAAGCACUGUAACAAUUUUUCUUUAUUUUUUCAGGCAUUUUUUUGCAGCAUUGUCAUAUUUAUUUUAUAUAUAUAUAUAUAUAUAUAUAUAUAUAUAUAUAGUAUAUAACAUAUAAUUUUGACUGGAUAUAUUUUUAUGGAGAGCAAGACAUUUUAGUUUAUUUUAAGUUUAAGUUUAUUUAUUCCAGAAUAAAAUUUCUGUCUGUUUGUAUUCAAAUUUAUGUUAAAAAAACAUUUUGUUUUAGUGUGUUCAAUAAAUGUUUAUUCUGUUCGGCCCGCGACCUGAGGUGUGUUUUGAAUUUUGGCCCCCUGUGCAAUUGAGUUUGACACCCCUGCUGUAAUACUAAGCUUCAUCAUCGCACUGGUUGUCAUAUGUGAACAUUAAUAUAUCAUGAAUAUCAGUAAUUACUAUGUGUGGCCCUCAUGGUUUUUAUGUCUCCCUCAGCUGGUAAUGGAGUACUGCCUCGGCUCAGCUUCAGACCUCCUUGAAGGUCAGUUUGACACCUCACACUUUCUUUGAUAUGCAGUAAUUGUUGCAGAAUUCUGAAUUGUGACUCUUCAUGUGUUUUGCAGUUCACAAAAAGCCUCUCCAGGAAAUUGAAAUAGCUGCUAUAACCCAUGGUGCACUGCAGGGAUUAGCAUAUCUUCACUCUCACAACAUGAUUCACAGGUAAGAUCUUAAGCAACAAGUUGGAUCCUCACAUGCUAACCUAAAUCUUUCUAACUUACAUUUGUAUUAUUUGCAUGCAUUUAUUGUCUCCUGAGGCUUAUGCUUUUCCUCAGAGUUUAGUUUUGAAAGAUGUUUUUGGAGCUGGCUUCAUCUCUGUGAGCACCAUGUUUGUAUUCUGCAGGGAUGUGAAAGCAGGAAACAUACUACUGACAGAGCCUGGUCAGGUCAAACUCGGGGACUUUGGUUCUGCUUCAAUUGUGUCUCCAGCAAACUCCUUUGUUGGGACUCCCUAUUGGUGAGUGUUAAAAAAAAAAGCACAACUAAUGCCCUCUGUUGCACAGCUCCACCAGAUUCCACUGAGGAAAAGUCCUGCUCCACAACAACAAUGUUCAUAAUUCCAGUUAGUUUUGCUUGGAUUUAUGUCUUUGUUUUGCUUUUUAGGAUGGCCCCAGAGGUGAUCUUAGCCAUGGAUGAGGGCCAGUAUGAUGGCAAAGUGGAUGUCUGGUCUCUGGGCAUUACCUCUAUAGAGCUGGGUACUGACCUUCAGUCUGACUCCUUUUUAUGUGUUGCUUUGUGUGUUUGUCUUUGUAUUUAUAUGACACUAACAGACUUGUGUUUCUUCCACAGCGGAGAGGAAGCCCCCACUGUUCAACAUGAAUGCUAUGAGUGCCUUAUAUCACAUAGCUCAGAAUGAAAGCCCUGUCCUUCAGUCCAAUCACUGGUGAGAACAUUUCUGUCACCUCCUCUUCAGUCUAGUCUUUGUCUGUUCUGAUACCCUUUUUCCUGUUGGAAAGAAAAACUGUUGCUGUGUUUGUUCAGAGACUUCACUCCCCCAGCUCUUUUGCUUUUUACAUGGAAGCACUGUUCCAAAAUUCCUUGCUUUGCCCAGUUCCUUACUCCAUCACACCAAUCAACAAAAUCCCAUUUCUCUGCAGGUCUGAUUCCUUCCGGAACUUUGUUGACUCUUGCCUACAGAAGAUUCCCCAGGACCGGCCUACCUCGGAUGUGCUGCUGAAUGUAAGAGAGAGUCACAGCGAAACAUGCGCAUAGCUAAUAAGUGGAUCUGUAAUAAUGAAAUUUUAUGUACAUUAUGAUGGUUACCUUUGGGAAAUUUUAUUGGAUGUGUAAACAACAGCCAGUCAAUCUGCAGUUUAUAGCUUGAACAUCAAACAAAAAGUCUGCCACUGCUCUGUUGUACAUUCACUUCAUCACUCUUUAAAAGCUAUGACUUUACAUAUACGCCCAUCAUUUAGAGAGCUGCGCUUUUAAUUUACAGAACCACCCUAUGCUAAUCAGCUGUUUACUUUCCCAGCAUCGUUUUUUGUGCCGUGAGCGUCCACUGACAGUGAUCAUGGACCUGAUUGCAAGAACCAAGGAUGCAGUGCGGGAGCUUGACAACCUGCAGUACCGCAAGAUGAAGAAGAUCCUGUUCCAGGAGACCCAGCAGAACGGCCCAGUGUCAGAGGGAGGGGAGGAUGAGGAGGUGAGGAGCAGGAAGUCUAUACAAGGGGAGAAAGAAUAGGAAGAAAGGACAAAAAGUAACCAGGAGAAGGGGGAAGUUGACGACAGAAAAAGUAUGAGUGAUAGAGAACCCUUUUUUGAGUUUGGAUUUAAAUGCUCUGACCUUAAAAUCGAAGAAUAUGCUUUUUUUAAAGGCCGAUGAAUGUAAUUUUGAUCCUGGUACCUUUUUAUAUUUGAGAAGAAUGUACGUCAACUGAAUUAGACUGAAAACAAACCAAACUGCACAAAAACAGACCUGCGUGAUGCUAAAUCAGGAUUGUGUUUGUGUGUCAGGAGGUGGAGCAGUACCUGUUGCAGACAGGAACAGUCAACAGCAUGGAGAGCUCCCAGUCAGUGCCCAGUAUGUCCAUCUCAGCCAGUUCUCAGAGCAGCUCAGUCAACAGUCUGGCCGAUGCCUCAGACGAUAGUAGCAGUGAGAUGGCCAUGAUGCAGGAAGGCGAGCACACAGUCACCUCCAACAGCUCCAUCAUCCACAGACCAACGGUAAAUACCCCAACAAAGAGCACAACUCAUCAUAUCAUGAACUGAUCUGGUUCUGUUUGAAUGUUCUUUUAUUUAAACCGCUCCCUCUUCUUCCCAGGUUCAGGACAACAUCUAUGAUGACCCCUACCAGCCGGAGAUGGACCAACCACAGGCUCCCUCUGCUGGACGCCGCCGGGCCUACUAUCGCAACAGAGACCACUUUGCCACCAUCAGAACUGCGUCCUUAGUAAGAUUACUCAGCAGAUCCUCUUGCAGAAGGUCUAGCUCCUUCAAUGAUCUAAGCAGAAUAUUGAUUAUGAGGAAAGAUGAAAGCCUGGUAGUAGAAUGAUUUCAAUAAAGGAUUGAGAUCAUCUUUUAACUUUUGGAUUGGUGUUGGACAGACCACUAACUAUAUAACAUUAAAAGUGACUUUAAAAAGGUAGUUAAAAGUCAUUUAUUGAUAAAUCACAUAAAAAAAAAAAUCCAUGGGCAGAGACGGUGUGUGUGUGUGUGUGUGUGUGUGUGUGUGUGUGUGUGUGUGUGUGUGUGUGUGUGUGUGUGUGUGUGUGUGUGUGUGUGUGUGUGUGUGUGUGUGUGUGUGUGUCUAACAGAAAUACUCAGUGCUCAUGUGCUGGUCUCCUCCCCUCCUCUAGGUGACCCGACAGAUCCAGGAGCAUGAGCAGGGCUCGGCUCUGCGAGAGCAGAUGUCAGGCUAUAAACGUAUGAGGCGGCAGCACCAGAAACAAUUGAUGGGGCUGGAGAACAAACUGAAGGCUGAGAUGGACGAGCACCAGCUGAAGUUGGACAAAGAGCUGGAGAACCAAAGGAACAGCUUCUCCACGGAGGCUGACAAGUUGGUGAAGAAGCACCAAGCCAUCCUGGAGAAGGAGGUGAGACAGACAGACUCUGCAAUUUGUGUCAGUUAUGAAAUUUUUUGCACAAAGGCCUGCAAUGAAAACAUUACUCAGCAACAAUCGUUAUUCUACUUGGUGGUUUGUGCCCUGCAGACAAAAGCUGCUCUGGCAGAGGAGAAGAAGUUCCAGCAGCACAUCCUGGGCCAGCAGAAGAAAGAGCUGACCAGUUUACUGGAGUCCCAGAAACGCCAGUAUCGCCAGCGCAAGGAGCAGCUGAAAGAGGUUGAAGCCAAACACACAUCCACGUGUUUUAUAAUACAAGUGAUGAUAGAGGGCAGCCAAUCAUCUUUUGUUCUGUACCAACAGGAGCUGAACGAAAACCAAUUGACUCCAAAGCGGGAAAAGCAGGAGUGGUUGAUCCGUCAGAAAGAGUGUCUGCAGCAGAUGCAGGCAGAGGAGGAGGCUAGUCUACUGCGGAGGCAAAGGCAGUACUAUGAGCUGCAGUGUCGCCAGUACAAGAGAAAGAUGUUACUGGCUCGCCAUAACCUCGAGCAGGACCUGCUCAGAGAGGUACAGCAGUUCAACUCAACUCAGAUCCUCGCAGUAGUCUGAUAAUUUGAAAAAAGAAAAUGCUGUUCCAUUACUUCAUCUAAAUCUGUUUUGGAAUGAGCAGGUCAUGCAUGUGUUUCUUAUAAUCACGUAGUCAAAUACACAAAAGUUAAAAGCUUGGAGUAAUUAGACUUUUAACGCUAAAGCAUCUAAAAUAUUUCUAAGAUUCAGCUAAAUCUCCCUGUGUGGUGUUCUUUCUCUACCAGGACCUAAACAAGAAGCAGACCCAGAAGGAUCUGGAAUGUGCCAUGCUGCUUCGGCACCACGAGUCCACUCAGGAGCUUGAAUUCAGGCAGCUGAGCUCUGUGCAGCGUACCCGGGCGGAACUGAUCAGAACUCAGCACCAAACUGAGCUGACCAACCAGAUGGAGUACAACAAACGCCGGGAGCAAGAGCUUCGUCAAAAACACACCGUGGAGGUCCGGCAGCAGCCCAAGAGCCUCAAGGUAUGAAGAAGACCUGAUUGAUUGAGUGAGUACUCUGUUUAUAAUUGAAGAACCAGCUCCACAGGAAAUCACCUCAGGAAUCAGGAUGUGAUUGAAUUAAAUAGAUCAAAAGAAAAUGUUAGUUUUGGCACACAGAAUACAGGAUAUUUCAGUGUUAGGUAUAAUAUAGUUCUUGAUACAAAAUCAUUUUUCAGUCCAAAGAGCUGCAGAUCAAGCGCCAGUUUCAGGAAACCUGUAAGAUCCAGACCCGUCAGUACAAAGCCCUGAGGAACCACCUGCUGGAGAGCACUCCAAAAUCUGACCACAAGGCCGUCCUCAAACGCCUCAAAGAGGAACAGACACGUAAGCUGGCUAUCCUAGCCGAGCAAUACGACCAUUCCAUCAACGACAUGCUGUCCACACAGGCUGUGAGUAAGGCAAGGACCCCCGUGCACCUGCUACACGUCUACAUCUGCAAACUACAUCCAUCCAUCUACUAUCUUUAAAAAGGUCCUGGAUUUAUUUUCAAAUCUGUAAACCAGUGAGUUUUAUUUUUGUUUUAAACUGAUUUCUCAAAUUUUGUAGACUUGAAAGAUGAGCCACUAAAUGUUAAAAGAAAAAAAAAAUCUAAAUACUGUUUAGAAAAAGGAGAGAGAAUAGGUUGUCUCACACACAUACAAAACAUUUCAAACACCAGCCCCUUUAUCCUUAUUAUUGUUUCGGUCUCCAAAUGGAUACUAAUUCUGGUCUCAAUUUGUCGCCACAGCUGCGACUGGAUGAGACCCAGGAGGCAGAGUAUCAGGUGCUGCGGAUGCAGCUGCAGCAGGAGCUGGAGUUGCUGAAUGCCUACCAGAGCAAGAUCAAGAUUCACACGGACACCCAGCAUGAGCGGGAGGUAAAAGACCUGGAGCAGAGGGUGUCCAUCCGCCGGGCACUGCUGGAGCAAAGGGUACAACACUGUCCCAUGAAAAUUCUGUUUUUAAAAUGUAUUUUAUGAUUUUGAUUGACAUUGAUUGCAUCAAUGUUAUUUGGUCUAUUGCGUGUGUAGCUGAACAGAGGUGUCCAGACGUGUAAGGAAAGUACACCAGUUUUUCUUGCACAGACACACAAAAAAAUUGGACUGAAUUUUAAGCAUUUCACUUAUGGGAUGUGAUUUGUGAGUUUUAGGCUUUAUAGGGGGCCCUCUUUAUAGUUGUCUUGGCCAGUCUGUGAGCUUGUCAGAUAGAGCAACAUGUGAGUGUAGUCCUUCUAGUCAGACAAGGCCAGUCUGUGAAUCUUUGCCAAUCCACACAGAUAGAGAAACUUGUAAGUCUGAAAUGACAUUAAAUAAUAAUUCAACUUGUCAUUCCAGUUUCAGAGAGCAUGCUCUUUGUGUUGGUUGUCAUGGUGACACUUGCUCUAACACUGUGCACAUAUUUCCACAGAUCGAGGAGGAGAUGCUCUCACUGCAGAACGAGCGUUCAGAGCGCAUCCGGACUCUGCUGGAGCGCCAGGCUCACGAGAUUGAGGCUUUUGACUCAGAGAGUAUGCGGCUCGGAUUCAGCAACAUGGCACUGAGUGGAAUCCCCGCUGAGGCCUACAACCAGGGCUACCCAACCCCCAGCCCCUCCUCAGGCUCCAGCGGUUGGCCAUCCCGACCUGUCCCCCGCUCUGGCAGCCACUGGAGCCACAGCGUCCAGAACUCAGUGUCCACUCCAUCCUGGCGCAGUCAGAACCACAGCGGGGGAAGCUUCAGCCGUGCAGAGUCGAUCACCUCCUCUCAUGGCCUCGGCAGGGACAGUGAACCACACAAGAGCAGCAGGGGCCACUCCUCGUCCUCCUCUUCCUCUUCCACCUCCUCCCACCAUCACCAGCACUACCAGCACCACCAGAGCACGCCACAGCUAUACCGUGACAGCCAUGACAGCAGCAGGGAGCGUGAGCGAGCCCGGGAGUGGGUUGGAGGUGGCAGCCACUAUCCGUACCACGCCCAGAGCCACCACCUUCACCACCUCUCUUCCCACGCCUCAUCCCAGUCCUUGGCUCUACUUCCUCCCCCGCCACCACCUCCACCCAUCUCCCUAUCCUCCAAUUCACCCCCAUCCUCUGCCUCCUCCUCAUCAUCAUCACAGGGAGGCUAUGGAGGGGGGAACCUAAGCAUCAGAGGCCCCAGCCUCAUGGCCCUUAGGAACAGCCCCCAGCCUCUGAGGAGGACGGCCUCUGGGGGGCCAGGGGGAAGUGGAGGAAGUGACGGGGGACUUAGCCGUAGUACAUCGGUCACUUCGCACAUUUCUAACGGCUCUCACCUCUCAUACUCUUGAGAGUGGCCAAAUUGUCCUCUCUGCUGGGAUCUCUGGGAUCUGUCCAACAAAACAGGGCUACUAGUUACUCAGCUGGAUAUAAAAUGGGAAGGGGGGGGGGGGGGGGUCAUAGUUUGGUUCUUUUUAGUUUUUAGCAUAUUUGAAGAGGUUUUACCAAACAAGGAAAAACAACUUAACCACUGGUUUCAUGAGUAAGUCUUGGCAUCUCCUUUUUUAACAUGUGCAGGGUCUUCAAAGGGCCCUGGUGCAAGGAAAGGAAGAGAUAAAGAAGGCUCUUAGUCACCCCAGAGCAGAAACAUGAGUAUUAAACCUCAGCCAUAUUUUAAAGAGUUGCACAGAAAGAGUCAUGUAACACAGUAGUCCUGGGUAACAUCAAACAUGAAAUGUGCAAAAAAAGCCAUGUGUUGCAAAGGGAAUAAGUCAAAAGAUAAUGGAAAUAACAGAAAACAAAAAAGUCCACUUGUUCAUUUCAUAACACACUAAACCAUUGCACAGUAUUGAAUUUUGCAGUGAGACAUUGUAACUGCAGGUGUUGCUGGUUGGCCCAUGUUUAGGUUUAACUGAGACCUUCUGGCUUUCAGGUUUAAAGUUUGGCUGUCUGAGAGGUGGCAAUUGUGAAGCUUCCACUUGGCUAGCGGUGCUUUAAAAACCACUGUAACUAUGUAAAUGAGUUCAUUGAAACCCAGUUUUUGGUUUCUAUGUGUUUCAUACAUUCAGGAAGGUUGGAUUGGAUUUUGGUGUGUGUGUGUGUGUGUGUGGUGGUAGUUUGGGGGUGCAAGUAGGGGACAAGUUCUUGAUAACACAUUUCCCUUUCUCCUUAUGGCCAUAAGGUUCUGUAAAUGACAAUGAAAACAAACACUGCCAUCUCUUUCUUGACAACUCUACCACUGCCCUUUCUGACAUGUUUGAGGCAUGAGCUUGUUUUUUUCUUACCAAUCACUUUGCGUGUCCAGUCACAGAAAUAAAAAAAAAAGAAUCUAGAAAAAAAUCAGAAAGUUGGAUGGUUGUUUUGAUUGCUAGAAUCGAUUGGAUUUUUAAAUUUUUUUUGCAAAGUCCCAUUAAAGGACCGCCAGCCUGAUAUACACU